CUCUGCUCACCCAUGUGCCUUAUUGCCAGCUGGGCAGAGUGAGGCACUGGGAAGCCUGGCUGUGCUGCAUGGUUGUUGGGGAGCAGAACCCCAGGCUUUGAGCCUGCUUGGGGCAGUGCAGACCAGCUUGCAGCAACGGGCACAAAUAUGCUGAGCCGCUGCUGGAGAGUCAGUACAGAGUGGAGGGACCUGGAGGAAUUCUCACUGCAUGAAAUCACCCUCUCAGGCUCUGUCUGGCCCCAUUCCCCUGGGACUCAAGGGAGCUCCUGCCUCUUUAACACCUGAUUGAGUCCAUGCCUUUAAAAUGGGGCUGGGCAGGAACCUCCUACCCUGUAGGAGGAGGCUGAGCCAGGAGCAGGUGGGCUGAGUAAGCUGGUUCUCCCUCCCCACUCCCCUACCCCAGUACCUUUACAGCCCCCAUAGCCAGGCUAGCUUUGCUUCUGGUCUGGGUUUUAGUCAGGAAUUUGUACCCCUUUUUGGAUAUAUAAUAUAUAACACCUUUCUGUUCCUGUGCUAAGCUGAAGCAGCUGGUAUGGUUGUCCUCUUUUGAUAGGAGCUGGAAGCACCCUGGGAUCCUUUUGCUGGUGCCCACAGUCAGCUCUGCCUCUCAAGUGGGGAGAAGCAUGACUACAGGUUCUCCUUAAUUCUUCUGCUGGCCAGCCCCAUCUUGUCCCACUUACCUGCUCCCUCCCCAAACACACACUCACCUAUCAUGGCUAUGCCCAACCCUUUCAUCAGCCUCCUCCUCCUCCUUGUUGUGUCCCUUUCCCAGGCUGCAAAUCAGUCCCCACUGCCCCUUGGUUCCCUGCCUGCUGUCCCCACCCUGCCCCUCCUGCAGGCCCUGCAAAGGCGGGCUCCAGGCAGCCCAGGCUGGAAAAUGGGGCCAGCCAGUGGGCAGCCCCUGCGCUACAUGCUGAAUCUGUACCGGCGUGCUGCUGACCGCGAAGGCCGACCCCGCCGCAGCCGCAGCCUGGGCACCAACACCAUCCGCCUGGUCCAGGCCAGUUCCCAUGGGGGUCAGCCCUGGGCAGGUCGGUGGUACUUGCAGGCCCUCACCUACCACCUGGAGGGCCAGCCAGAGGCCGAGCACCUCCUCAGAGCCACUGUAGUGUACCUGCCAAGUCUGUCACUAGCCCAUGGUCGCCUCCUCUGUGCUCUGGAGCUGGUAGUGGCCAGCAAAGCACCCAGGUUGCUGCUCAGUCCUACUGCCCGUACUCGCCAUGGCUGGGCUGAAGUUGACAUCACCUCUCACCUGGUGCUGGGGAACAGCAGCAUGGGGAGCCUGGCAUUGCGGCACAUCUGCGUGCGUGCCGGCCGAGCAGGAGGCCACGAUGUCCCAGUGGCCCCUGGCCACCCUUUCCUUCUUCUCUACCUUAAUGAUACCCAGGCAGGGUUGGCACCUCCAGCAGCAGAGCCUCACCGACACCGACGUGAUACAGCGACAUUGGCUCAUGACCUGCCCAACUACCUGCGGGAGCAGGGAGAGGAGAAGAGUGACUGUUCCCUCCGCCCCUUCCCUGUCAGUUUUGCACAGCUGGGCUGGGACCACUGGAUCAUCGCUCCGCACCGCUAUAACCCACGCUACUGCAAGGGCACCUGUCCCCACCUGCUCCGCUAUGACUACCACGCCCCCAACCAUGCUGUGGUGCAGAGCUUUGUUCAUCAGCUUGUGGAUGCCAAUGUGCCCCGGCCCUCCUGUGUGCCCUACCGCUACAGCCCCAUCAGUGUCCUCAUGAUUGAGCGCAAUGGAGGCAUACUGUACAAGGAGUACGAGAAUAUGAUUGCAGAGUCCUGCACUUGCCGGUAAUUUCCACUGCCCCAGCACAUCGCCCCUGGGCUCUGCCUCUUCCUGCAGAUCUGGACUUUAGGGUUUAU
Oenanthe melanoleuca is the source of this 1875-nucleotide messenger RNA. RefSeq names its product bone morphogenetic protein 15 (gene BMP15). The record is from RefSeq and is a predicted model, not a curated record. Gene Ontology annotation, molecular function: growth factor activity; cytokine activity. Gene Ontology annotation, biological process: BMP signaling pathway; SMAD protein signal transduction. Lineage: Eukaryota; Metazoa; Chordata; Aves; Passeriformes; Muscicapidae. Gene Ontology annotation, cellular component: extracellular region. Bases 713 to 1807 code for a protein of 364 amino acids. The transcript has 2 exons.